Alternaria rosae is the source of this 1096-nucleotide messenger RNA. RefSeq lists its product as uncharacterized. The transcript has a single exon. The record is from RefSeq and is a predicted model, not a curated record. Lineage: Eukaryota; Fungi; Ascomycota; Dothideomycetes; Pleosporales; Pleosporaceae. Gene Ontology annotation, biological process: poly(A)+ mRNA export from nucleus. Gene Ontology annotation, molecular function: protein binding; RNA binding. Gene Ontology annotation, cellular component: nucleus. The coding region runs from base 36 to 1013 and encodes 325 amino acids.
CACCUCUAACACACGACCAACAUACUCCAAUAAACAUGAACGAUCAACCAAGAGGUGGCCGAGGGCGUGGUCGCGGCCGAGGGCGCGGGAACUGGAGUGUCUCAUUCACACCACAAAACCAUGACGACGAUCAGAUGAUGGUCGAUGGCGAGUCCUCACGUGGACGAGGUAGGGGACGAGGACGGGGACGAGGAUUCAGGGGAGGCCAAAACCACUUCCAGCACGACAAUCGCACAGACAAUCGCUCACGAGAGCCGGCGAUCGACAAAGAAACCCUUGAAAGACUCAAGUCAAAUCCGUCAUAUCCGCUCAUGGAAGGCUUCCUGGGACGACGUUACGACGCCUCUAAUAAACUAUUGAACCUUUCAACUAUCGCCGGCGACCAAGAGAUCCUCCAAUCAGGCAUGUUUGCCUCAGAAGGCGCCCAGAAGAAGUUUUUCCCAGCCCUUAUGAUCGUUUGCGACGCCAUUCUCGAAACGCAAGAAGCGAAAGAAGCAGCAAUCCACAGCGUCACACUUGCUGGUAACAACCUCCAAAACACACACGCCGUCUACCAACUCUGCAACCACUUCCGCCACAUCCAAAACCUGGAUCUAAGCAACAACGCCUUUGCGACGCUGGAAGCGCUAAAACCCUGGAAAGGCCGUUUCAGAAACGUCGAACACCUCAUCGUCGACCCGUUUCCCAACCCGAACUGGCAAGACGAAAUCGUCUCGUGGUUCCCCAAACUCAAAAUCCUAAAUGGCAAUCAAGUUCGUCCUGACGCGGCGGCAAACAACAACGCAGUAAACGCACAGCAAAUACCAGCUUCUACCACCCCAACACCCAUACCUGCAGUCGCCGACCCGGAGCAACAGAGGAAAGAAGAGAUGAUUCUCUACGUUCAGCGCGAAACCAAUCUUAAGCGCGACUACGCUAUUCAAUGUUUGGAGGCUGGACAGUGGAAUAUCGAGCAAGCUGGUGCUCUAUUCGCACAGAGUCGCGAGUCUCUGCCAGCUGAAGCGUACAACUAGACGUUGAUCGUUUGAGAGCUCACAGAGAUGAAAUUUCGCAGGUGAUGGGAGGAAAAAGACUUUGAUGUCAUUUGUACGACAUC